Messenger RNA from Procambarus clarkii (red swamp crayfish), 1840 nucleotides. The record is from RefSeq and is a predicted model, not a curated record. Lineage: Eukaryota; Metazoa; Arthropoda; Malacostraca; Decapoda; Cambaridae.
AAUCCUGUCAUCCAUUACAGCAUCCGUCAUCCAUUACAGCAUCCUGUCAUCCAUUACAGCAUCCUGUCAUCCAUUACAGCAUCCGUCAUCCAUUACAGCACCCUGUCAUCCAUUACAGAAUCCUGUCAUCCAUUACAGCAUCCGUCAUCCAUUACAGCUUCCUGUCAUCCAUUACAGCAUCCUGUCAUCCAUUACAGCAUCCGUCAUCCAUUACAGCAUCCUGUCAUCCAUUACAGCAUCCUGUCAUCCAUUACAGCAUCCGUCAUCCAUUACAGCAUCCUGUCAUCCAUUACAGCAUCCUGUCAUCCAUUACAGCAUCCUGUCAUCCAUUACAGCAUCCUGUCAUCCAUUACAGCAUCCUGUCAUCCAUUACAGCAUCCUGUCAUCCAUUACAGCAUCCUGUCAUCCAUUACAGCAUCCUGUCAUCCAUUACAGCAUCCUGUCAUCCAUUACAGCAUCCGUCAUCCAUUACAGCAUCCUGUCAUCCAUUACAGCAUCCUGUCAUCCAUUACAGCAUCCGUCAUCCAUUACAGCAUCCUGUCAUCCAUUACAGCAUCCGUCAUCCAUUACAGCAUCCUGUCAUCCAUUACAGCAUCCGUCAUCCACCACAACAUCCUGUCAUCCAUUACAGCAUCCGUCAUCCAUUACAGCAUCCUGUCAUCCAUUACAGCAUCCGUCAUCCAUUACAGCAUCCGUCAUCCAUUACAGCAUCCUGUCAUCCAUUACAGCAUCCUGUCAUCCAUUACAGCAUCCUGUCAUCCAUUACAGCAUCCUGUCAUCCAUUACAGCAUCCGUCAUCCAUUACAGCAUCCUGUCAUCCAUUACAGCAUCCGUCAUCCACCACAACAUCCUGUCAUCCAUUACAGCAUCCGUCAUCCAUUACAGCAUCCUGUCAUCCAUUACAGCAUCCGUCAUCCAUUACAGCAUCCUGUCAUCCAUUACAGCAUCCUGUCAUCCAUUACAGCAUCCGUCAUCCAUUACAGCAUCCGUCAUCCAUUACAGCAUCCUGUCAUCCAUUACAGCAUCCGUCAUCCAUUACAGCAUCCGUCAUCCAUUACAGCAUCCUGUCAUCCAUUACAGCAUCCUGUCAUCCAUUACAGCAUCCGUCAUCCAUUACAGCAUCCGUCAUCCACCACAACAUCCUGUCAUCCAUUACAGCAUCCUGUCAUCCAUUACAGCAUCCGUCAUCCAUUACAGCAUCCGUCAUCCACCACAUCAUCCUGUCAUCCAUUACAGCAUCCGUCAUCCAUUACAGCAUCCUGUCAUCCAUUACAGCAUCCUGUCAUCCAUUACAGCAUCCGUCAUCCAUUACAGCAUCCGUCAUCCAUUACAGCAUCCGUCAUCCACCACAACAUCCUGUCAUCCAUUACAGCAUCCGUCAUCCAUUACAGCAUCCUGUCAUCCAUUACAGCAUCCUGUCAUCCAUUACAGCAUCCUGUCAUCCAUUACAGCAUCCGUCAUCCACCACAACAUCCUGUCAUCCAUUACAGCAUCCGUCAUCCAUUACAGCAUCCUGUCAUCCAUUACAGCAUCCGUCAUCCAUUACAACAUCCGUCAUCCAUUACAACAUCCGUCAUCCAUUACAGCAUCCGUCAUCCAUUACAGCAUCCGUCAUCCAUUACAACAUCCGUCAUCCAUUACAACAUCCGUCAUCCAUUACAACAUCCGUCAUCCAUUACAACAUCCGUCAUCCAUUACAGCAUCAUGUCAUCCAUUACAGCAUCCUGUCAUCCAAUCUGUCAUUCGUCAUCCAAUCUGUCAUUCGUCAUCCAAUCUGUCAUCUGUCAUCCAAUAUGUCAUCCACGUGUCUACCCACCUUCCAGUGUGAAGAACAAAAACA